AGGGUAUGUCAAACUCAAGCUGCCCGCAUCACAAGGCUCCAAACUCCUAUCUAACCUCCCUUUCCCCACAACAAUAUAUUCUCAACCUCUCAUUGUUCCCUCCGCCCGAAACCCUCAAACCCGACCCGACCCAACAACCCAACAUAUUAACUAAGCUAGCUAACUAGCUACUAAAACCAACCCUCGGUCAAUCUCUUCCUCUCAAAACUCGGAAAACUAGCAAAAAUGGCAGCCUCUCUCACCAUCUCCAGGCUCCUCGCAGCCCCCAAAUCCCUCUCUCUCUCCACCGCAGCACCCAAAUCUUCUCUCUUCUUACCCAAAUCCUUUUCUUCAAAGCUCUCCUACACCCCUCUCCCUCUCAAACACUACGCCCACCCAAAACCCCUCCUCCGCUUCUCCACCACCGCCAAACCCGCCAUCUCCGCCACCAUCGCCGUCGGCGACAAGCUCCCAGAAGCCACCCUCUCAUACCUCGACGCCGCCGGCGACGUCCAGACCGUCACUCUCUCCGAGCUCACCAAGUCCAAGAAGGCCGUCCUCUUCGCCGUCCCCGGCGCCUUCACCCCCACCUGCUCUCUGAAGCACGUCCCCGGGUUCGUGGAGAAGUCCGCCGAGCUCAAGGCCAAGGGGGUCGACACCAUUGCCUGCAUUGCGGUCAACGACGCCUUUGUGAUCAAGGCCUGGAAGGAGAGCCUCAAUAUCGGGGAUGAGGUGCUGCUGUUGUCUGAUGGAAAUGGGGAUUUCACCAGGGCCAUUGGGGCUGAGCUCGAUUUGAGCGAUAAGCCUGUGGGGCUGGGCGUGAGGUCCAGAAGGUACUCGCUUUUGGCUGAAGAUGGAGUUGUGAAGGUCUUGAAUUUGGAGGAAGGCGGUGCCUUCACUUCCAGUGGAGCUGAGGACAUUCUCAAAGUGCUGUGAUUUUGAGUUGUUAGGUCUGUAAGGUUUCUUUUUUGCUUUGCUCUCUCUUGGGUCUUGUUUCUGGGUUUAUGAGUAUAGGUAUGGAGGAGUUCUGGUUUUGUCUUAAUAAAAUGGAUGGGAUGAUGCAGUGCAGCCCAAGUAGGUUUUUUCUGAAUUUCUGGCUAUGGAAAAAUGUUGGGUUUUGUUUCUCAGAGAUGGGUUUUGUUUUUCAUGAAUUAUUUUAGUUUCACUA
This is a messenger RNA of Prunus mume (Japanese apricot), 1147 nucleotides long. Its product is annotated as Thioredoxin superfamily protein. NCBI's taxonomy places the organism in Eukaryota, Viridiplantae, Streptophyta, Magnoliopsida, Rosales, Rosaceae. Gene Ontology annotation, molecular function: thioredoxin peroxidase activity. Gene Ontology annotation, biological process: cell redox homeostasis; hydrogen peroxide catabolic process; cellular response to oxidative stress. Gene Ontology annotation, cellular component: cytoplasm. The record is from RefSeq and is a predicted model, not a curated record.